Molecule: messenger RNA, 988 nt
Organism: Eutrema salsugineum
Lineage: Eukaryota; Viridiplantae; Streptophyta; Magnoliopsida; Brassicales; Brassicaceae
Product: xyloglucan endotransglucosylase/hydrolase protein 20
Exons: 3
Coding region: 40-888 (282 amino acids)
Biological process (GO): cell wall biogenesis; xyloglucan metabolic process
Cellular component (GO): cell wall; apoplast
Molecular function (GO): hydrolase activity, hydrolyzing O-glycosyl compounds; xyloglucan:xyloglucosyl transferase activity
Source: RefSeq, a predicted model, not a curated record
AACUCAUCUAUCAUUACUACUCUUUUAGAAUCUACCAAAAUGAAGUCUUCUUGCGAUGCAAGGUUCCCAUUCUUGACUCUCUUUCUCUUUGCAGUACAUUCUGUGGGCGUCUAUGCGGGUAGCUUCCACAAAGACGUUCAGAUACAUUGGGGUGAUGGCCGCGGAAAGAUUCACGACAACCUUGGGAAUCUUCUUUCUCUCUCGCUCGACAAAUUCUCUGGUUCGGGUUUUCAGUCCAAUCAAGAGUUUUUAUAUGGCAAAGCCGAGGUUCAAAUGAAACUUGUCCCUGGUAACUCUGCUGGAACAGUCACAACAUUCUAUCUUAAAUCACCAGGACUUACGUGGGAUGAGAUAGAUUUUGAGUUCUUGGGAAACAUAAGCGGCCAUCCAUAUACUCUCCACACUAAUGUUUACACAAAAGGCACAGGAGAUAAAGAACAACAAUUUCAUCUAUGGUUCGACCCAACCAUUGACUUUCACACUUACUGCAUCACAUGGAAUCCCCAAAGGGUUAUUUUUACAAUUGAUGGAAUUCCAAUUAGAGAGUUCAAGAACUCCGCGUCAAUUGGAGUUCCGUUCCCAAAUGACCAACCAAUGAGGCUCUAUGCGAGUCUUUGGGAAGCAGAGCAUUGGGCCACAAGGGGAGGAUUAGAGAAAACAGACUGGUCAAAAGCUCCUUUUACCGCUUCCUACAGAAACUACAAUGUGGAAGGUUGUGUAUGGCUUAAUGGAAAAUCAUCUUGCCCUGUGAAUGCCCCAUGGUUCACUCAAGAACUCGAUUUCAAAGGCAAGAAUAGAGUGAAAUGGGCACAGAGUAAGUAUAUGGUCUACAACUAUUGCACCGAUAAGAAAAGGUUUCCUCGAGGUGCUCCUCAAGAGUGUACUUAAAAAUUAAUGUUUGUUUGAUUCAUGAAUAAGUUGGCAUUGUCUUCGUAAUUCCAAUGUUUUUCACUAGAUAAGCAGCCGCCCUCCGUGUGGGUUACUUCUU